GGAAGGAGUCAGGGGUAUGACACCGCUCGGGCUAACCCUGGAACCCACGGAGCACCUGGGAGUUCGGCAGCUCAGCUCCACAGCUUCGACGCACGGUCCCCCACGCGACGCCGUUUGACGCGACCUUGGACCUGGACAGGGGUUUGAGUGAAGAACCCACAACACGAUAUCGAUAGCGUUGAUAUCACUCUGAAACCAAAAACUGCAUUCCAUCCAGAUCAUCCCCGCCAUCUUCAUAUCAAACCAGUCACCAGCCACAGCCCAACAUGUCUGCCUUCCUCCGCUCCGUCUCCCGCGCUACCGCCCGCCCCCAGGUGGCUGCUGCCCGUGCCUUCUCCUCCACCCCCCAGCGCCCCUAUGCCAAAAUCACCAUCGUCGGCAACCUCGCCGACACCCCCGACCUCCGCGCCAGCAACAACGGCAAAGAGUACCUCCGCUAUGCCGUAGCCUCCAACAGCGGGUCUGGCGAGAACAAGAAGACCAGCUGGUUCAACAUCACCGUCUUCCCCACCAGCACCAACGCCCGUGAUUUCUACCUGUCUCUCGAGAAGGGGACCAUGGUCUUGGUCGAGGGCCAGGCGUCUAUCGACACGUACGAGGAUGCCGAGGGCAAGCCCGUCAGAACUUUGGGUGUUGUGCAGCGCGCCCUCGAGGUUCUUCGCCGCCCCGCCAACCGCGAUGCCCCGGCUGAGGAGUAA
This is a messenger RNA of Podospora pseudocomata, 698 nucleotides long. It is a transcript of the gene RIM1, whose product is annotated as ssDNA-binding protein, mitochondrial. The transcript is spliced from 2 exons. The coding region runs from base 267 to 698 and encodes 143 amino acids. The record is from RefSeq and is a predicted model, not a curated record. Gene Ontology annotation, molecular function: single-stranded DNA binding. Gene Ontology annotation, biological process: positive regulation of helicase activity; mitochondrial DNA replication. Lineage: Eukaryota; Fungi; Ascomycota; Sordariomycetes; Sordariales; Podosporaceae. Gene Ontology annotation, cellular component: mitochondrial nucleoid.